Molecule: messenger RNA, 2307 nt
Organism: Cryphonectria parasitica EP155
Lineage: Eukaryota; Fungi; Ascomycota; Sordariomycetes; Diaporthales; Cryphonectriaceae
Exons: 6
Coding region: 1-2307 (768 amino acids)
Source: RefSeq, a predicted model, not a curated record
AUGGUGGUCGAGCGUCCCGCUAUUACGCAACUUGGAGAGCCGACAGAGGUAGGAAGUGGUGCUGGUCCUGCUAUCACGGCAAGUCAGGUUGCUUUCAAUGCUGCAAGUGCGCCUAUGAUUAUGAACCAAGCACCGCUGCCGCCGGCUGCCACGAUUGCGAUUGUCAGCAUGAUAGUUCUGAGCAUGUAUCGGCCGUCUGUCCCUACAUUAAUUCCCAGAGUCGCUCUGGCGGAUGAUAACAGCUACCACCGCAAAAGACAAGCAGCGCUAUCAAACUUUGGCAUGGGCUACGUAUCUGCAAGUGGCACAAUGGACGAGUGCAGUAAUGCAAAAGUCUACCAACUAAUGGGUUACAAUUUGACUGAUCUCGACACUAAUCAGCCGGUUUUGGUCAAUCCGGAUGUUCCGUAUAUCAACCUGAGCAAUUUGACGAUUGGGACUAUCACGACACGGUUCGAGGUUGUCAAUAGCAUGUUAUGUCAGAAUAUUGUCUCGGAUACGUCCCAGUCUCUCAUUGCUACUCGAGGCCCCUCUGCGAUCAGCAGCAUUAGCUCCUCAGCUAUCAAGGAUUCAUCGCUCAGUUCUUUGUCAUCUAAUGCGAUCACCGGCACAUUCAGCCAGCCUCAAAUAGUCUCGGUAGCAUCACCGUCUUCGUCGGAGUCUCCGCUCUCACUGCUAAGCCCGAAUCAAUUUGAGUCACCAUCCGAGAGCAGCAUUCCCACCACUAGUUCGUCAUCAACUAGCCCGUCGUCCACACCUACUAUCUACGUCUAUGAAGGUCAGAGCCUAGCUGUUAGCCUCGAGGCCUAUCUCCGAGAUCCUACGGAUUCCGUGGCAUCUAUAUUGUCACCCGAGAAUUGGAUAUACGAUUCAGAGACUGGAGGCAUUUGGACACUACAUGUCGACCCGCCCGCAGAUGAAGUCCCAGAGACGUUCAGUAUUGCAGUAAACAUCAACGGCAGUGGAGAAAUCUAUUCCGUUUCUUUACUGAUCGUGGUUUUGGUGAGCCGUGAUCCAAGGAUAGGGCCUACACUCUCCUUGAGCACCGUCUUGUCGACUCAAUUGUCUGCUUUAUCGACAAGCUUACCAACUCCGAUCGUUUUUUAUGCGUACCCAGGUCAAGAGUUGGUAGCUUCCCUGAUUCCUUAUCUAAGGAAGCCUACAGACACUCUGUCCCGCGUCCACUCGGAUCCUUUCGAAGCUUGGAUAUAUGGAGAGGGAAGGAAUUUGAUUGCAGAUGUUUCUAUAGAUGCUGCGCCUCAAUCUUUCGCAGUCACUGUGUCCAUCCUGCCUAGUGAUGCUUGUUAUUCUAGCCUAGCUCAGUACCACGACUUUGCCCAGCCUAGCACUACCGCGUUCCUCAAGCUCUUCCGCUAUAAGUUCAGCAUCUUCUUCUGCAUCUGCGGUUGCAAGAACAACAGCGCCAACAAUACAGCCGACCAAAACAUCACCUACUCCAUCCUUGUCGAAUCGCCAUUCCCUACGUGGUCUUGUGAUGCCUAUGCAUAUCUAGUUCAGUCCACAACGCUUCUUCAAGUGAAUCUCACGACAGGAAGUUACAAUACAGUGAGCACAAGUUUGGGCAAUGGGAACGACAAUCUCAACGCUGUGAGCUACAAUCCGACUGAUAACUAUAUCUAUGGUGUGACAUCCAACGGCUCUUCUAGCAGAUUUGUCAGGAUAUCGGCUCUGGGCACAUCUGUUCUUAGCGUACCUCUUAACUUGACAGGAACUGCUAGUUUGCGCGGUGGCGACUUCGACCAGUAUGGCGUCUACUGGGGUUUUACACAGUGGAACGCAGUCACGACAUUUUACAAGAUCGACCUCAACCCGCAGUCUCGGACGUAUCUGCAGACCCUUAAUUCGAGCACGGCGACUGUGCCUGGUACAUGGCAACUUUACGACUGGGCUUUCUCAGCAACGCCCGGAAAUGAUGCGUAUCUUUAUGGACUUGGUGUAAACCCGACGGGUUAUACAAACACUCUAUUGAGAUUUACUAAAGACCUUGUUGGAGGAGCUACAUCCAAUAAUUGGACUGCUGUUGCUGCUGAAGGCCAUACCGCUAACUCGACAAACAAUAGCUAUGGCGCUAUGUUCUCUGUACCUGAUGGCUCGCUUUACGGCUGGGAGAAUACAGUUGGACAGAUCUGGAAGUUUCCCAUACCGGGAACCGCUUCAGCAUCGAUAAAUCCCAAUGCGACAUACGUGAGCCAGGGGCCAGGUCCGGGCACUAAUAUCGAUGGGGGCCAUUGCCCUUAUACUUUUCUCAACGGCACAGUUUAUAGUUUUGCAGGCUAUCCGACUUGA